Drepanopeziza brunnea f. sp. 'multigermtubi' MB_m1 is the source of this 1182-nucleotide messenger RNA. RefSeq lists its product as uncharacterized. NCBI's taxonomy places the organism in Eukaryota, Fungi, Ascomycota, Leotiomycetes, Helotiales, Drepanopezizaceae. The record is from RefSeq and is a predicted model, not a curated record. Gene Ontology annotation, biological process: rRNA processing. Gene Ontology annotation, molecular function: snoRNA binding.
AUGUUCUCCCGAAUUUACAGAUCUGCGAGAGCCUUAUUAAUCGAUACUCCGCAGAACCCAGCCUUCGAGACCACGCCGAAGCGCCGCACACCCAAAACGAUGGUUACAUCCCGCUCGCAGACUCGUAAAGUCGAGAAGGUACUCACCGACGAUAACACGAUAAAUGUUCAUAUUUCUUCGACCAGUAAGAAGCGCUCGCAGCGAGCGCCGGCUGGAGAUGUUAACAUGGAGGAUGAGGGUACGCCGAGUGCGAAGAAACGGAAGAUCUUGCCGGUGAGGGAGAAGGUUAAGCCCGCAGUUUCGAUGUCGAGACUAUUGGUGGAAAUUCCUGCGAGGAAGGCUACUCCGAAGCUGGAGGACAACGCAGGAACCCCAGCGAAGCCUAUUGAAAUUGAGGAUGACUCUGAGGAUGUUUCCGCAGAUGAGGUGGACAUAGUAGAGAAGAAUGUGGGUAAAGAGCCUGCCAAAGAGGAGGUCAAAAUCGAUACGCAGAAGACCCACAAGCGAUUCGAUAGCGAGGAGCCAGGGCCAGAGCUCUUUUCCACGGCAAGAGAGAUACCAGAAGAGAUCGCGGACAGCGAGGAGGAAGAAGACAGCGAGGACGAUGCGCCCGAGGCAAUUGGUAUACAGCAGGCAGCUGAAGAGGUCAAAUCCAAGGAGAGAAGUACAGCAAAAGCUGUUAAAGAGCAAAUAUCCGCAACGCGCAAAAAGCGCAAGGAACGCGACGAGAUUCUGAAAAAGCAGUCAGAAACGGGCAAAAAGCGCAAGCUAGAAACUGCUCUCAAGCCAGUACCCCAUUCGGACAGCGAAAUUCCCGAUCAAGAACAACCUAUGGAACCCCCACCAGCCUUCGACCAGCCGCGCCUCACAAGCCGCUCUACCCUCCCUGAGUUUCUCCCAGCCGAAUACCUAGAAGAUAGUGAACCCCAAGACCUCAUGAUCUCCACCGAGAAGGCCGACCGCCCGAAGCCUAAGAAGACGAAGUUCCUGGAGGCAAAGGCACCGAAGGAUAAGCGUGUGGGUCGUACGACGUAUCGUGUUGCCAAAUCAGGAGAAAUGAGUCUAGCGCCGAAGGUAGACUUCCAAGCAAAGUCAGUAAAGGAGAAAUGGCUGCAGGGGCGGUCGGGGAGAAAGGCGGAGCCGAGCAGGAGGCCUUUUGGGAAGGCUUUUGGCAGACGAUGA